GCGAAAGAAAAAGGGAAAUGUGUUCGAUGGCAAUGGGGUUUUCAAUAGCAGCAGCAGCAACCGCCACCAACAGUCGCUUUUUUACCCCUCCCCCUAUCCGUCUCCGACACACUACCCCCCUGAUUUCCCCUCUGCACACAUCACCGCUGUCGUUAUUUCACUGGAAAAAGCUUCCACCCCGUGUGGUCUCCACCACCAAUGUGGAAACCGAACAAUUCGAUGCACAGAGAGAUUUUUGGUACACUGUUGCCCUGAUCAAAGACCUGGACCCAAAUAUCCGAACCUCUUUUACCAUAGCUCUCUACGGUCGCAUCACGGUUAUCCAGCUACUCAAAGAGAACGACCAAUGGAUUGCUUUCAAGGAAAAUUCUGUACACUGUCCUUUUGGAUGGCCGGUUCAGGGGUGCAGCCGGUGCUCGAGUGGAUCAUCAAAUGAACGAGCUGCUCAAUCGCCGAGAGCUUGUGGUACCAGGUUCCCGACAAUGGAGUCUGAAGGUGUGCUGUAUGUUCGGCAACGGGUGAGUUUCACCCAGCCUCCAAGGUAA
Molecule: messenger RNA, 545 nt
Organism: Helianthus annuus (common sunflower)
Lineage: Eukaryota; Viridiplantae; Streptophyta; Magnoliopsida; Asterales; Asteraceae
Product: pheophorbide a oxygenase, chloroplastic-like
Exons: 2
Coding region: 18-545 (175 amino acids)
Source: RefSeq, a predicted model, not a curated record